ACGAGAGGGAUGACCGUGACAGAGUGCGAAAAUCAUGCUGUCAAGCUGUACACAAUCUUGGCGCUUCUUUUCCGAUCAAUCCGUGAUUUUUCCUGUACCGACAACGGCCGUCUACCGGAGCUAAUCGAUAUACAAUGUCUACGAUAAAUAAGCUGGAAAUACGAGGAAUACGCAGUUUUGGCGUUGAGCGUGGAGAUGUUCAGCAAAUAAACUUUCGGUCACCCCUAACAUUGAUCGUGGGUCAAAAUGGAUGUGGAAAGACGACUAUCAUCGAGUGUCUGAAGUAUGGUUUGACCGGAGAAGUUCCACCGGGCACCUAUCGAGGUGUCGGGUUUGUGCACGACCCAAAGAUAUUCAACACGGUGGAAAGCCUCGGGCAGGUGAAGCUAAUGGUAAAGGAUUUCACCGGCAACACGGUAACGGCCAUUCGUUCGAUGAAAAUAACACACAAGGGCAAGAACCCAAAGUUUGAAACGAUGGAUUCGACUAUCACCAUGGAGAAUGCACAAACGAAGGAGAAGAUCACGAUGACCCGGUCCCGUGUAGCGGACAUAAACAACGAAAUGUGCGACGCAAUGGGCGUUUCCAAGGCCAUAUUGAACAACGUGAUAUUUUGCCACCAGGAAGAUUCCUGUUGGCCGCUGGAAGAGCCAAAAGAGUUGAAGAAAAAGUUCGAUGCUAUCUUCGGUACGACCGAGUACAACCGGGUCAUCGACAAGUUGAUCAAAAUCAGCAAAGAAUACAAUGAGAAGCUGAAGGAAAAGAUGGGGGAUUUGAAGCUGUUGCAGAAUAUCAAAGCGCAAGCAGAAUCCAAACAAUUGCAGCUGGAAGAUGGUGAUCGAAAAAUGGCAAAGUUGAACCAAACUAUUGAGGACUUGGAAAGCGACAUCAAGCCGAUCCAGACUAAGCUGGAGCAGCUGGCUUUAGUCGAGCGCCAAUAUUCUUCACUGUUGGCUAAAAAGAUAGAAUUUAGCUCAAAGAUUAAGAGCAAGCAUGAGCAAAGUCAACAGCUAAAGUCAAAGAUAAAAAAACUGUUCGAAGGAUCAUUGCCAGAGUUGGAGGUGGAAAUCAAAAUAUUCCAGCAAACUUCUGCGUCCAAACAUGCCGAGCUGGAAGAGGAUGAAUCGGAACUGCAACGAAUCAAAUCGCAGGAUCGUUCACUGCAGAACAAGCUACAGUCGAUCGAAGCACAAAAGAUUGAGCUUGCCGAAAAACAGAAACGAGAGCGCGAGCUUCAGAUUGAACGAGGUAAAAAGAUUAGGGCACUCGGCGAUAAACUUACGCUACCGUUGUCCGAUGACUAUGGGGAUGCUUCGGUCGGCGCCAACGUAAUCGAAUCGGCCCUUAACUCGAUUCGGAACGCUUUACAGAAACAGGAGAAAGAUGUACAAUCUAAAACUAAAACAUUCGAAGAAGAAGAUGUACGGGCUCAAAAAAGCAUUGAUAAAUUGCGCGAAACCAAGGCUACGCUGGAAAGUGAUUGUGCUUCGAAGCGCAAGCAAAUCGAUCAGUUAGAACGAGAAAAACUGCAAACAAUGCGUGAAGUGGCUGAAAUAGAACGAUCUGCAGAAACGUUGAAACGAUUGAUCGAUGAAAUCAAUCGACUCGAGCAAGAGUACGAAACACAGGUGAAAGCUGCCAAUUUGCCGGAAAUGAGAAAGGAACUUGGUGAACGGAAGCAGCUACGCGAUCAGCUGCAAGAUCAGCUUGAUCGUUUGGAAGAGCGCAUAAGCUCGCUGGACGCAGUAGCGCUCAAGGAACAGGAACUAACACUGAAAGAGCAGCAAUGUACGGGCCGUGAAACGGAGCUUCGCCGAUUGCGUAAUAAGCAUGCGGAUAGUUUACGUCGCCUUUUUCCUGACCGCACGAUCGAAUCGAACUUCAAGAGCAAUCUACAAAACCUGUACGAUGAUUUGCAAAAAGAAGUUAAAAACGUGAACGAAAACAUGCGCCGUGCACAAGCGAUUGUGACCGAAAUGGAAACUACUCGCAAAAGCCAAAAGCAUCAACUCGAACGGCUGGAGCGUGAUUUGGCAGAUGCGGAGGAAAGGAUUUAUAGCGCGUGCCGGGGCAAUGCUUACGAGGAAGUGUUGGCAAAGCUAAACGAAAAGAUUCUGAAAAACAACAUGGAGCACGGCGAAGCACGAUCGGCUGUAGUGCUGUACCGUAAGUUUAUCUCCAACAUCGAAAACGAUCACUGCUGUCCGGUGUGCGAGAAGGGGUUGGAGAAUGAAGAUGUUCACGACGUCAGUGGCAAGCUGUCGGACGAAAUUCGACGACUGCCCGAGAAGAUUGAAUCGCUGGAAAGGACGCUAAAACAGGAUCGUUCCGAUUAUGAUAAGUUGCUCGCUUUGAAGCCCAUCUCGGAACGGUUGGAAAAGCAAAAGAAAGAGCUGCCGCAGCUGAAACAGCAGUUGCAGGAAACAGAGAAGCGAUUGACCACCGCAUCGGACGAACUGGAAGAGUAUCAGCUUGCGGUGUCGGAACCGACGGCCAACAUGCAGCUUAUUAAUACCAUUGUCGGUGAUAUGAGCGUGCUGGACAAGCUUGGUAGCGAACUGGAACGCAUGAAGCGCGGUGUUGAUGAGCUACGGUCGCAACUCGGCACAAGCAUUCCUGAAGGCGUCACCAUUGAAUCGCUCAAGUCGGAACGCGAAACGAUGCGUGGUAAGUUUAAGACGGAGCGCAAAUUGGUGGAUGAGCUGCAGAACACGAUCGAUACAAAGACGGAAAAGCUCAAUAACCUGCAGUCUCGCAACAAUCAGAUGAAGUCAAAGAAGCUGAAGUUACAGGAAUCGGUUCAGUCAUUAGAUCAGAAGCGUGCGAACGUUAAUGAACUGGGUGGGAAAAUUUGUACCCUAGGCGAUGAAUUGAAAGACGCAGAAUCACAACUUAACCCAGUGAAGAUACAACUGCAAAAGGAAUUGGAACAAAAGCAGCGCACCAAGGAGCAUAACAACAGAGAACUUCAAAAAUUACGCAAAAUGUUAGAUGGGUUGCGUUGGGAGGAGACGGAAAUCGUUAGGCUGGGGUGUGAGUUAGAAGAACUGGCGACACUCAAUUUGAGUGCCGAGUUGAGUCGUCUGCAGACGAAAAAGGAGCAGGUACAGCAGGAGCAGGACCAGCUGAAACGCACCAUGGAAUGUAAAGCUAAAAAUAUCGAAAAGCUUCGGCAAGACAUUGCCAAUCAGCAUUUACAGCAACGUGACCUGAUUGACAAUCGUGACCUAAAGCGUUUGAUACGUGAAACGACUGAUUUGGAAGCUGAGCUAGCAGUGCUGGUUAAGAAUAUGGGAGAAAUGGAGGUGGGCAGCGCACAGAAAGAGCGCGACCGGCUGAUCGAUGUCCGCGAUGGGUUGCAGGCCAAGCGCAGCGAACUUAACGGUCAGGUCGGUGAGCUGCAGCGUCAGCUAAACGAGCUUCGGAAGGAGCUGGAUCGCAGCGAGUAUCGCAAUGCCGUUCGCAACUAUAUCACCACCCUGAGCGAGUCGAUAGUGCAGCGAAAAAUCAUAAGCGACAUCAAGAAGUACCGGGACGCACUCGAAAGUGCAUUGCGCGAAUAUCACACGGAAAAGAUGCAGGAGAUCAAUCGGACAAUUUUCUCCCUGUGGCGUGAUAUCUAUCGCGGAAACGAUAUCGAUUACAUACGCAUCAAUACGAUGGACGAUGGUGUAGCGGAACGGUCGGAUAAGCGCCGCGCAUAUACGUACGGUGUCGUGCAGGCAAAGAAUGAUGUGGAGAUCGAUAUGCGAGGUCGGUGCAGUGCUGGGCAGAAGGUACUGGCCUCGCUCAUCAUACGUUUGGCGCUGGCGGAAACGUUUAGCAGCAACUGUGGCGUGAUGGCACUGGACGAACCGACGACCAAUUUGGACAGAGACAACAUCGAGUCGCUGUGCGAAUCUUUGCGUCGGAUUGUUUCCGAACGGGAAGGAGGUCACUUUUUGUUGAUUGUGAUCACGCACGAUGAGGAGUUUGUGACGAAGUUGGAAAAGUUUGAAAAUUACUAUCGCAUUUCGCGCAACAGUGAAGGUAAGUCGGUGAUUAAAGAGGAGCAUCUCUAAAUGCUAAUAUUCCACGCGUGAGCGAUCCUAUUUUCCUUGUUACUCAGGUAUUUGUAAUGAUUGUUUUACAAAUAAAGUUAAUAUUCUUUUUGUAAA
This is a messenger RNA of Anopheles stephensi (Asian malaria mosquito), 4157 nucleotides long. It is a transcript of the gene rad50, whose product is annotated as DNA repair protein RAD50. The record is from RefSeq and is a predicted model, not a curated record. Gene Ontology annotation, biological process: chromosome organization involved in meiotic cell cycle; double-strand break repair; telomere maintenance via recombination. Bases 135 to 4061 code for a protein of 1308 amino acids. Gene Ontology annotation, molecular function: double-stranded telomeric DNA binding; ATP hydrolysis activity; G-quadruplex DNA binding. NCBI's taxonomy places the organism in Eukaryota, Metazoa, Arthropoda, Insecta, Diptera, Culicidae. Gene Ontology annotation, cellular component: condensed nuclear chromosome; Mre11 complex; nucleus. The transcript is spliced from 3 exons.